Penicillium brasilianum is the source of this 1918-nucleotide messenger RNA. Lineage: Eukaryota; Fungi; Ascomycota; Eurotiomycetes; Eurotiales; Aspergillaceae. The record is from the annotation of a GenBank genome assembly.
CUCACAAGAUUCUUCCACAUAGACUCUCCUCGCUCUGAUAAUCGUGAUGGGAGACUUCCCAGUCGAGUCUGCUGAAACAGACUCCAUGUUCACACAGCCACCUCGGUGCUCUUGGAGUCCCCAGUCAUGGACAAAGAUGCCAUAUGUUGCUCAGGCCGUCGAAUACAGCGAUCCAAUGGCCCUGUAUGAAGUCUGCAAUACAAUUGCCUCGUUGCCGCCCCUGGUGAACCCCGCGAAAAUCGAGAUUGCUCGAUCUUACUUCGCUGCUGCUGCACAAGGGCGGGCUUUCAUCGUGCAAGGUGGCGACUGUGCCGAGAGUUUCAACGAUGUUCGUCCGCACAUCAUCCAUCAGAAAGUCAGACUGUUACAGGAGCAGUCGCGAAUGCUGGCUCAAUGCCUGAACCUCCCCGUCAUCACAGUGGGCCGUAUAGCUGGCCAAUACGCCAAACCAAGAUCUAACCCCUGGGAAGUCCUGCCCGAUGGGACAAAGAUCCAUGCCUUCCGCGGUCACAACGUAAACGGUCCGAGUCUUGGUGAACGGCGCCCUGAUCCGCAUCGACUAUUGCUCGGCUAUUUUCAUUCACGAGCAACACUUGAUUUGAUGAAAGAAGGGCAACUCCCCGCCACACCACCUACUCCUGGGCCCUCCACUCCUGGUAUAGACGAGAUGCUGUCUGGGAAGCCUAUCGAUUCGUUCGAUGGCCCCCAAGGAGCCAUUUUCACCUCUCAUGAAGCGCUACACUUGCCAUUUGAGAGUGCUGUCACACACGGUCGCUACAAUACUUCGGCAAGCUUUGUCUGGAUCGGCGAACGAACCCGUCAGUUGAACGGAGGCCAUGUCGAGUACGUACGUGGUCUUCGCAACCCGAUCGGAGUCAAGAUCGGACCGACUAUGGACGGCUCAACACUGGUCGAGCUGUUGAAUAUUCUGUGUCCGAAUCCUGGAAACGAUGACAACAUUGGCCGCAUUACAAUCAUUACGCGAUUUGGCGCAGAUAAUGUCGAAAAGGUUCUACCGAGCCUGAUCCGAGCUGUGAAAGAAACCGGUCAUCGUCCUGUCUGGAUGUGUGAUCCAUGUCAUGGCAACACGCAAACUACCACAUGUGGUGUUAAAACGCGACACGUUGAUCGUAUUCUGAAGGAGCUGACGAGGACGUGGCAGACACACUAUGAGAACGAGUCCAUUUUAGGCGGAUUGCACCUGGAGCAGACUGGGGAGUUUGUUACAGAAUGUCUGGACGGCACGAAACAGGGAUCAUCUGAGCGGGGUCUUGCGCUCAACUAUCGUUCAUUGUGCGAUCCACGGUUGUCACAUUUCCAGGCUUUGAAUGUAGUCAAUUCUUUUGCAGAUUUUGUGAGCAAGCAGCAGGGCGAGAAGGAAGGUUAGAGCAGAGUUCUUACUAUUUUAUUUCAUUUUCUUCAUGAAAGGAAGCGUGACAAUCCCCAUGGCGAGGCCGGUUUGACCUAAGACAACCCUCACUUCUGAGAAAGGCUUGACACUUCCCCGCCAUAGUAGUGGAAUGAAUGGCUAUGUUUCUAGUUUAGACAAGAUGAAACUAUAAUCAGACACGCAAAUGUUCAUAGCGUGUACUUUUUCGGUAUGCUUCAAGAUCUUCCUGAGACUGGCAUUGCACCCUCUGCGAAAGUGUGAAAAUGGCGUAUUCCUAUCGUAUCUCUAGGAUAUGAUAGGCAACAUAUGAUAUUGUUUCAACUUUGGAGGUGCACCACGUUAUCGAUCACCUGAAGCAUGGAAUUCUGAUGCAUACAUUGAGCGCAACUAUGUACUCCCUUUCACAACGCGUCCAGAGGGUUUCAUUUGAGGUCCUAUCUGAUAAUAUUUGUACUUGGGUUUCAACCUAGACGUUAUACAAAAUAGACUGCUUACGUGGAUUAGCAAGGAUCAUAGUUGGAAUACUGC